Messenger RNA from Morone saxatilis (striped sea-bass), 2029 nucleotides. RefSeq lists its product as uncharacterized. NCBI's taxonomy places the organism in Eukaryota, Metazoa, Chordata, Actinopteri, Moronidae. The transcript is spliced from 6 exons. Bases 1 to 1314 code for a protein of 437 amino acids. Gene Ontology annotation, molecular function: receptor tyrosine kinase binding; growth factor activity; glial cell-derived neurotrophic factor receptor binding. The record is from RefSeq and is a predicted model, not a curated record.
AUGAAACUCACUUUCACGCACUGCAGCAUCACCGUAAACCAGAGGAGCGUUGCUGAGAACGAGCGAGAGCAGGCCGUCCAGCUGUGGCUGCUGGUGGGAUUGAAUGCUCCCUCCCCGCAGCAGGGAGGAUAUUUGCCACCUGGGAUCUCCCCGAGGCAGCUGGCUGGCCGGCCGGCUGAAGGCGGUCGUUCCUGUUGGUCCGGCAGACAGGGGUAUGAGCACGCCUGCACCUCUUCAGCUGACGGGCCUUUUAUUCUCGGCGACAGGUUCCCCUGCCCCACCUCCUCUCAGGUGCUGAGACUCUGCCAAGAAGCCUUGACAGGACAGAGAAAAAGUGAUUUUGGCCGCGUAAGAAACGAGGAGGAGGCGCCUCUGGCGUUGAAGCAGAACCCCUUUCGAUGGAUUCUUCAUGUUUGCUUCAGCCUCAGUGGAGACAGCCUGCUCCGAACACUUGCAAGCCGUGACAGCAAGGUUGAACAUGAGAGCGUCGCCUCUGCUUCAGGCAUCUCGCACUCCCCCGUCACGCUGCCACAGCUUUCACUUCCUCCAGUCAAAGGUCAUGGGGUCAGCGGCCCUGCCGAGGGUCAGGUGCUGCUGUGGGUGCUCCUCUCUCUGCUGCCUCUAGUGGAAGGAGCUCAUAUGAAAGCUGGCUUUGCCGGUGUGGCAUCAGACUCGGGUCAUGCUGUGGGCCUGCUGGGAGACCAGGAGGAGCGGGAGCUUCCUGUGACGCUGCCAGAGGUGGUGGAGGACGAGGAGCAGGAAGAUGACAGUGACCCUUACUCCACUUGGCAUGCUCUAUACGACCCCUUUGUAAUAGAUGAGGUGGAUGACCAUCCCAGUAGUCGCUGGGCGGGACGCUCUCCACGCUCCUCUGACCCCUCAGAACCUCAACCCAAGGGAUCACCAAAGAAAAAGAAGAAGAGGAAGAAGAAAGAAAGGGAGGAAGAGGAAGAGACCGGAAGAGGAGAUAGAAAGGGUAAAGGUAGAAACAGGCAGCCGAUACAGAGCAGCAGGGACUGCCGCGUGGAGAAGAGAGAGAUAAAGGUUCGGGACCUGGGCUUGGGGUUUGACUCGGAUGAGAUUGUCCUCUUUAAGUUUUGUGUGGGCUCCUGCCAGCCCUUGAGAACAAACUAUGACCUGGCACUGAAGGUACUGCUGAAGAACGGCUCGCUUCCUCGGCGCACCGCCCGCAAGAUCAGCAGCCACCCCUGCUGCCGGCCCGACCGGUACGAGCCAGUUUCCUUCAUGGACGCCGAGACCACGUGGAGGACCAUCCAGUCGUUAUCAGCCGCCAGCUGCAUGUGUAUGGGCUGAAGAAAUUAUGACCCAUCCUGAACAGAAAGGAGUCAAGAGGCUCAGUGUGAGGAAGGCCUGGGGACAGGGCAGAGCCAGGGGGGGGCGCUGUAAGACACAUACACAACAGAGGAAGUGAUGGAGGCCACUUUCUGUGGUGUAUUUCCUGUUGAGGAGGAAGAGGUCCGGGCGCAGCUGGACGAAUGAGGUCAGAAUCUGAGGGGGAAGUCAUCGGGGAUUCACAGUCUGGAUUUAUUGUUGUGUCUUCAAAGAGUGAAUUGUUUUCAACUGAAUAACUGGUGACUAAUGCAGGACACUCCAGACCAGUUAUACAUACAUAAAAGAAAGACUCUAUAUGUGAACAGGACUGUUUUGCUUUAAUAUGGGCAAGACCUGAAGGCUGAAACAAACAAAGAAAGGACUGACACUGUGUUUAUAUUCUAAUUCAGACUAAAGACUGAUUUGAUGUUCAUGAUUAUUCACAUGAAGCAGCUUCUCACACAAGCAAUAUCAUUUUCAUUCAUCACAUAAAAACAGGCAUUUCUUUGUUUUCUAUUUUCAGGUGAACUCAGACAAAUGGAUGCCAUGCAUCUUCAUGUAUUACUGUAUACAAGUAAAAUAUAUUUAUUACUGAUAAAUUAUUUAUUUAUUAUAGCUUGAUAUGAAAGCUGUUUUUAUUAACUCUAUAUUGUAGAUAAAUAUCUAUUUAUUGCCAAGAUUCAGUUUUCAUGUUGAC